AUUUUUAGUAAAAUUUGAUCAAAAUGAGGUUAAUAUUUAAUGUUUUGUUAGCAAAUUCAUUGUUUUUUGUUAUAAAUUCACAGGGAGCAAAUAAAAAUGAAACAUUAAGUGAAAACUGGAGAUAUUGUUACGAAUUUACAUGGUUAGGGCCUGAUUUCAAUAAUCAUAGUAGUAGUAGUAUUUUGAAUGGCACUUGUAAGUCUUAUUUAAAUGAAAAAAGGGCUAAAAAUAUACCUUGUAGCCCACCCUUAGUCAUAACAGAGGAUGGUACGCCUCCUAAUAUGACGUGGUUAUGGGAGAAAAAAUUGCCCAGCAUUUUAUGCAUACAGAGUGAAAAUAAAGUAUGUGCCAAGUAUACCUACAAGUUUAAUAACAAAGUACAUAAUAUUACAUAUAUGUGUACGAAAGCCGUUCAAAAAAAUAAGGGACCUUUAACAAGUGGUUGUUACAGUCAAACAGUUGAUGGUUAUGACGUAGAGGCAUGUAUAUGUAACAGUGACGUGGGCUUAAGAACUAGACCAUGUAAUAAGUCCUUUAAAGCCCAUAUUAACGCUGUAUUUCUAUUAUUUGCACUUAUUUAUUUGAUUCUGUAGACUAUAAUAA
Brassicogethes aeneus is the source of this 603-nucleotide messenger RNA. The record is from the annotation of a GenBank genome assembly. Lineage: Eukaryota; Metazoa; Arthropoda; Insecta; Coleoptera; Nitidulidae.